Messenger RNA from Bradysia coprophila, 1784 nucleotides. RefSeq lists its product as uncharacterized. The record is from RefSeq and is a predicted model, not a curated record. NCBI's taxonomy places the organism in Eukaryota, Metazoa, Arthropoda, Insecta, Diptera, Sciaridae. Gene Ontology annotation, molecular function: protein binding.
CUGAUCUGACAGUUUAGAUUUGACAUUUGAACGACCCAAAAAAUAUCAAAAACAUUAGAAAAUAUGGACAUACCAGCAGAAAUAGCGGAUAUUCAAGCAAGAUGUGAGAAAUUGAUUGAAAAUUCUAAAGUUGUAACAGCAAUUAGCUCUCUGAUCCGCAUAGAUUUAACUUACACCGACUAUAAGAAACUUACCGUUUGCUUCCGACAUCCGGAAAAGUAUCCCGACAAUAGUAUCUUAAUCGAACUGAAAAGCAAAACUUUAAGUCCCAAGCUUUUGCAAUGUCUCACAACCAUGGGCGAUCUGAAAGCCAAGGAAUAUUUGGGAAAACCUCAGAUCAUCCACGUCACUGCAUUUUUGGCUAGUUAUUUGACUGAAAACUCUCUGUGUGUUGUCUAUGAUGAGAUAGCGAACCUUAAAAAGUUACUCGCUGAUACCAGUGGUAGUGAGAUAAAACUGAAGCAAAAAACUUCCUGCGUAUCUCUAUGCGCAAAUGGUGGCAAGUAUUUCUUUAAAACGAAAGUUACCGUACCGAAACUGUAUCCUGCGGAAGGUGUAAGCUGGAACAAUUUCGAGAGUAAUUUGCCGGUUGUGCUGGUUCGAUUUUUGAACGGUCAAGCAAAAGAAAUUUCAAGAAAAUGUGUGGAACCGCCACUGAAUCCGCCGAAAGGAACGCCUCCAUUCACCAUACAGCCGUCGCUGUACAAGACGCUGUCAUUCCUCAUUGAAGCGACCAACGAUUUCUGCAUAGAAGUGUGUCCGAUUUGUUUGCAAAAAUGUUUACCGGAAAAUCCGUCGGACGUCAUUGUGAAUGACACCGACGAUAUGUACGUUGAACGGGUUCUGUGCGGGCACGUUUAUCAUCAGGGAUGUUUGAAAAAAUAUUUACGAGAACCACCGUUUGUCAAGGCUGGCAAACCCUGUCCGGCAUUAAAGCGACAUGCUAGAGCCGAUACCAUACCCUUUUCAAUGACUGCGGCAAUGGCCAAUCAAAACAAAAAAUCGAAAGCACCAAACACAGCAUGUUCGUUACCGUUACAUCACGAUCGAUGGGGACUGAGUCCGAAGCUUGCAGAAGCACGAUGGGCGAACAAACAAGCUAGGGCACGCGAACUUGAGGAGGUUAAAGAUUUUUUACAAUAGCUGGAUAGCUUGGUCAUAUUGCAGGUCGGGGAUUUUCUUUUUCUUUUUCAAUUUCAAAUUUGCAACAAUUUCAUUGUAACGCAAUGUGUCCGCGUAUAUAGUACGGAAAAGUACAAGCACGCUGAUUAGUUCUCAUUGGAAAGCGACAAAAUCCAAGCAAAUAUGCUGUGACAAUCAACAUUCUCAUUUCAUCGAAAUGGGAGAGGGAAAAGUGUAUGUGUAGCAAAUGCUCAUAGGGGAUAAGAAAAAUCAACGGAAUAGCGGGUGUAGCAUUUAAUGACCGUGAUUGUUGUUCGUUUCAAAUUGUGUCUUGUAAUCGCGGCAAAUAUUCAUCGAAAUACCAUCCCAAUCAUAAUUUAUCUACUGUUACUGUGUAAUGUCUGAAGUGAAGGUCACAGCAUCAAUUUUCUGUUGUGAUAGGUCGUAAUUUACUACGCCAUCCAAUAUAUACAUUUGGUUAAUGUUGGUGUUGUUUUUUCCCCGUUUUGUUGUUGGAAAAUUCACAGACCAAUUUUCGCUGUGAUUAUCGUUAAUUGGGCCGUCUUGUAUGAAUCUACGACUUUGUUUGUAAUCAAGUUCGGAAAAAUGGUCUUGUGGUUUUUUCCACAAAAUUGUAGAAAUAAAUGAGUUAUAAUGUCGAA